AAAAUAUAUCUACAAAUAUAAAUAUACAUGUACACAUAAACGUAAAAAUAAUAAAGAGAUAUUACGCCAUAACAAACAACUAGGAAUGCGUGCUGAUGCACAGUAUAUAUAUGUAUGUGUGUGUGUGUGUGUGUGUGUGUGUGUGUGUGUGUGUGUGUGUGUGUGUGUGUGUGUGUGUGUGUGUGUGUGUGUGUGUGUAAGCAUGCACACGCAUGCGCAACCGGCCUAUGGCUACAAUCGGCGACCUGCGGUAACCGACCGGCUCAUGAGUUAUGAGUUACGAUCCCUUCCUAUAACCGUAUGAAAGGACAGGAGUUUUAAGUAUUCCAACAGUCAAAGGCGGAAAAUUGUAAGAACUCGAAUAUUGUGUGAAAACAAAACGAAAAUUAUUAGACUGAAAACAAGGAAAGGUAAGAAAUAACAAUUGAGGUUAUAUGGAUGCGUGCAUAGCUAAAUAAUUAUAUUUUUUAUUAGAUGUGCGAUAAAAACAAGGAACGUUACGUAAUUAUUCGUUUUACGGACGAAAAUUCAAAUUCUAAUAGAAUUCUUGAUUUGGUCCCACUCUCGUAGGUGCACGGAGAUGAAGAGAACAGAUAUACCUGCCUAUUCCCAGGUCCGUGCGAUUACGAUCACAUAGACAGCUGGUUAUUAUCUUUGAAAGAGCCCGAGCAACAUUGGGAAUCUUUUGCAAUAGAAGUCAUUGCAUACGCAAAAGACUUGAAACAGGGGAAAAGGCGGCUCAAGCGAGCCUUGAAGUCCGAUAAAAUUAAAUGCACUGAUGACGGAUGUGAUGAAGGCCAACCUAUUAAAAUGUCUACAGAUGCCCUCGAAAAAAGUUUGAAUGCUGUAAAACCCUUCCAACACUGGAGUAAGCCUUCUUCGGCAUCAGUAAAUUCGUUGCUUACCAUCCAGCCAAAAACGAAGAACAAUCCAGAGAUAUGCUCGACAGAUGAACCAACGGAGCAAACAGUAGAGAUAAUAGAUAUUCCUUUUUUAGAACAAACUGCCGCGAUAGAUAUAAUAAAUCUACCACCAAUUUCAGAGAAUGUUUCCGUUCAGAAGGAAUACAUAGAUCACAAGUUUGAACAACUGCAAGAAACAAUAUUAAGUGAAAUAAAGUCUGCCAAAAGAAGCAUUAUAUACGACCUGGACAAAAAAAUUAACGAAAUCAAACAUACAAUUGUAUUAAACAGUCCAACAGAAAAUACGGCACAAAGUGGUGUAGAGAAAAUCAAAAGCGACUUGGAAAUAAUUUUGCCCACAGUAACAUUGGAGGAUUUUUUGCAACUUGAAAAUUCAUUAAUGAAUUCUGAAAGCAAAAGAGAAUCAUUGAUGUCACUGUUCCGAAUUUUAAUUGCUGGUGAUGCAGUCGUAAAAGACAGCAUUGCUAAAGCUUUAGAAUCAGUGAUGGUCAAAGCGGUCGAAUUGCAAUAUUCGGGAACUGGAAAAAUAAUUAAAAGUCACGGAAAAAGAAAUUUUAGUGCGACAAACACAUAUCUAUGUUUAAGAGGUAAAAUAAAUAUCUUUUAA
Molecule: messenger RNA, 1530 nt
Organism: Solenopsis invicta (red fire ant)
Lineage: Eukaryota; Metazoa; Arthropoda; Insecta; Hymenoptera; Formicidae
Exons: 5
Coding region: 811-1530 (239 amino acids)
Source: RefSeq, a predicted model, not a curated record